GAAGUGCAACCGUGGCCUCCACAACUGCCAGCCGGGACAGAAGUGUGAAUACCGUCGGCAGUUUCAAAUGCGAGGCGCCCUUAACGGACACCGGAAGUGUGCCGCACGGGCAAUGUCCACAAGGCUAUCAGAUGAAUACACGUGCUGGACGGUGUGAAGAUAUUGAUGAAUGCGCCAUGAAUAUCGAUAACUGCGAAACUGGAAUGCGCUGCGAAAACGAACCCGGCACUUUCCGAUGUAUCCGCGAGGUCAGUUGUGGUACUGGCUACACAUUUGACGCUCAUCGCCGGGAAUGCAUAGAUAACGAUGAAUGUGUGCUGGGAAAUCACAAUUGUGGAUUGGCCUACGAAUGUAUCAACACUCAAGGCUCUUUCCGUUGCACACCGAAACGAUGUCCAAAGAAAAUGCGACUGGAUUACGAGCGGGGACAGUGUAUUCAUGUUGACUGCCCGCCGGGAUUUGAGCCGAAUGAUGAAGGAAACUGUGGCGAUGUGAAUGAAUGCGCUUCCCGUGGCGCUUGCAAAAGGAAUCAAGAUUGUUUUAACACCGUUGGCUCGUUUAUGUGUCGAGAUAUGCUAAACUGCGGAGGCGGAUACCUCAUGAACGAGGAGGGAACACGUUGCAAUGAUGUGGACGAGUGUGCGGAUGGUACCCAUACAUGCGUCGGCGGGCAGCGAUGCGAAAAUCGCCCGGGAAGCUACUACUGCUCCUGUGUAGAGGGAUUCGAAUUUGACAAUUCAAGAAAAGAAUGUGUAGACAUUGACGAAUGCAAGCGUUACGGCCUUAGUGCAUGUGUGCUGAGCGCGGAUUGUGAGAACUUUCCGGGAUCUUUUCGGUGCAUUUGCAAGGAUGGAUUCCGGCAGACCGCUGAUAAUAAUUGUCAAGAUAUCGAUGAAUGUGAGGAGCAUAAUCCCUGCCAGCAAGGAUGCAUUAAUACCUGGGGCGGCUAUAACUGUACCUGUCGAACGGGCUUCAAACUGGGCGCCGAUAACCGCAGUUGUGACGAUAUCGACGAAUGCAAAGAACAGACAACGCACCAGCUUUGUUUCGGUGACUGCAUUAACGUUCCGGGUGGAUAUAAUUGCACCUGCCCGUCCGGUUUCCGUAUGUUGCCCGAUGGCCGCAAUUGUCAGGAUAUCGACGAAUGCAAAGAUGAGCAGCAGUGCAGCCGAUCGGAUCAGAUCUGCACCAACCUUGAAGGAAGCUUCCAUUGUCACACUGUGCGCUGUCCACCGGGAUACAUCCAGGAUCAGGAUCAAAAGAACCGGUGUAGGAGACGUUCACUAGUGUGUCCGAUCGGCGAUUCGGCCUGCCUGCACCAGCCAAUAUCCUUUUCGUAUAACUUCAUGGCCAUUCCCAGCAAGCCCGUUUUCCCGCCAAAUGGCCGGAUUGAUCUCUUUACAAUGCGAGGUCCGCAGCAGCCCCACACUAACGUGGAAUUCAAUUUGGAGUUAAAAAAUACCCGCUUGCUCGUUCCUACUUCCAAACCAGCUGAUCGACGGUUUUUCGAUGUGCGCUCAACCGGUUUUAACCAGGCAACCAUAUCUCUGGUGAGAGCUUUUGAUCCACAAGAAGUGGACCUGGAAAUGCAAAUGAGCAUGACAACAAAUGGAGUUUUCAGCGGCAAAGCUGUUGCAAACAUCGUGAUUAUUGUUAUGAAAACGCGAAGUUCAGACUUUAUUCCUUUGCGGUAAAUGUGAAGUUUUACUGGUAUAUGUAAACAGUAUUACGCUGAACUGAACGAAUUCGUAUAGACGGCCAAGGUAAAAAAACGGCUGUUUUUUAUGUUGGACGAAUAAAAAGUACUUGGC
Messenger RNA from Paramacrobiotus metropolitanus, 1811 nucleotides. Its product is annotated as fibulin-1-like. The coding region runs from base 132 to 1694 and encodes 520 amino acids. Gene Ontology annotation, molecular function: calcium ion binding. The record is from RefSeq and is a predicted model, not a curated record. Lineage: Eukaryota; Metazoa; Tardigrada; Eutardigrada; Parachela; Macrobiotidae. The transcript has 9 exons.